UUUCGUAUUCUGUGUUUCCCUUAAUUUGAUUUAACAGCUAUUUGUGAUUGGUGUUGUAAAUUUACGGAUUUUCAAACAUCCAAUCAAAGGAUACAGUUCUGAAAAACAUGGCGGAAAAGAAUUCCUUGUAGCAGCAGAUUAAAAUUAUCCCGCUUGAAAGUAAAUUUUUAGGUUAUAGUUUUGUAUACUGAGAAGUUUUGUAUUUAAAAAUAUUCAGUAUUAAUCAUAAUUAACUAUUGUACUAAAGAUGGCCGGUACAAGCAGUUCCAACGGGCAUUUAGAAUGUGAAGAUGAAGAAAUGAGUGUAUACAGGAAGGAUUCCAAUGCUGUAGUCACCUUCAACAUAGUUUUUAACGAGAGACACCUGACUGAACCCUGUUUAACAUUUAAACCUAUUAUGUCUCAUCAAGUAUUCGAAAAUGAAUGUAUAUUUGGCUACAAAUCUUUGGCCAUUAAGCUUACUUAUUUGCAUAAUUCAGCCAAGUGUUAUGUAGAUGUGGUCUCCUCAGGAAUCAUUGAAAGAGAUGGUCAUAAGCCAGAUGAUGUAAUGGAAUGCUUGAAUCCUUGGUUGCCAGAAAACUACACGACAGAUAGAGAUGAGUUUACUCAAUGGAUAAGUAAAGAACAACAUGAUGUGAUUUUUGGACAUAUCAUACACGAACAUGUUUUUAAAGGUGAAUUUUUUGAAGAUCCUUCAGUCGAAGUGCAAUAUACUUAUAAAAUCACUCAGUGUGACAUUGCGGAUGAGGAUUUCAAGAAGUUUCAUCAAGCAUUUGAAACGUAUGUAAUUUGGUUCAUAGAUGGUGCAACUUUUAUUGAUCUCGAUGAUGAAAAGUGGGAAAUAUUUUACGUUUACGAAGAAGUUAAGCAUCCCAAAACAGGUGAGAUGUGCAUUACUCCAGUUGGUUUUUGUACGGUAUACAAAUUUUAUUCGUACCCAGCAAAUAUCAGAAGCCGAAUUAGCCAGUUUUUCAUUUUACCAACACACCAAAAAAGGGGUCUCGGAACAGCUCUCUAUCAAGCAGUAUUUAAAACGUUACAAAGUCUUAGUUCAGUAACUGACAUUACAGUUGAGGAACCAACGCCUAUUUUCCAAAAGAUAAGAGAUCGAAGUGAUUGUCGAUUAGUAAAGGAAUCCUUAGAAAAAAAUAAACUUGAUAUAUCGUCUACACACAUAAAAAAGAUAUUCGCACAUCUCAAGGAUCUUAAAUUUGGUAAAAAGCAGAUUCAACGUAUUUAUGAUAUUUUAUGUGGAUGUGAAGCAUCGUUAGAUAAAUUUACUUACAAUCAGUUUUUCAAAAAUAUUAAUAAGCGAAUUGAGUCGGAAGUAAACAAUAGGAUGAAGGUAGGAAUGAAGAAAAUGCGUCUUGUCACGGAGGGAAAUGCAACACAUGCUUUAGUAGAUGAAGAAGCAGUGGCAAAGGCAGAAUUUCAAAAGUAUAAAGAAGAUCUUGAAUCGGCAGUUAAUUAUGUGAAAAAUAAGUUAUGAAAAGAAACUUAAGUAGGUUGUGUUUAAUUUUGAUACGUUUUUGUAUUACUUUUAUGAACUAUUUAUGGUAAAAAUAAAAUAUUUUAAAAUGUGGUACAUGCAACAAUUUUGAAAACAUACUUAAGAGCAUCAGCACAAAAUUUCGGGCCAAUGCUUUUUAAAUGCAUUAAUUUUUUUCAAAUCCUGAGAAAACUGAUAUGUAUUUUUGAAAUAUUUAAAUGCAGAAUGAAAGAUUACAUCUUUACUGAGGUAGAAAGUCCCUUAGAAUAAACAAAAAGUUUCUUUUGAAUAAGAUAUUCAAAAUUAAAAAUCACACUCAAUUCUCUUUUUUUGUCCCUGUAAGUUAUUAAAAUAAACAUAGAAGUUUUCAGGUUUUCUUGGCCCUCAGUAAUAAUAUAAUCUUUCAUUCUGCAAUUAAAUUUUUCAAAAAUACUUAUUAGUUUUCUCAGAAUUCGAAAAAAUAAUGCAUUUUAAGGCAUUGGCCUGAAAUUUUUUGACUACGCUCUUAAGAGUGACUGUGCCAUUUAUGAAAUUUUUUUUAUUGUAAUCAUUUAUAAAUUUGAUUAACGUUUCUCUGAUAUCAUGUUUCAUGCACUCCUAAAAUUAAUUUGUGAUGCAUUUAGGAGAUAUUUACGUUUUAUGUAACAUGAGUUGCAGCUCCUAGAAUGAACCAUGACCGAUGACAAACGCUGUCGUCGGUCAUACACCCACCUAACCUUUACGCAGACAGGAUUUCUCUCACCAGCCAUAGUUCGGUCAGGGAGCUGUACCUAGAUGUGUAAGAUGAACAAUAUUUAAAGUAGAAUUAUUGUAUAAUUCAAUGUUUUAAAAAUAAAUAUACAUUUAUUCUUA
Molecule: messenger RNA, 2341 nt
Organism: Diabrotica virgifera virgifera (western corn rootworm)
Lineage: Eukaryota; Metazoa; Arthropoda; Insecta; Coleoptera; Chrysomelidae
Gene: Hat1
Product: histone acetyltransferase type B catalytic subunit
Exons: 2
Coding region: 248-1489 (413 amino acids)
Biological process (GO): subtelomeric heterochromatin formation
Cellular component (GO): nucleus
Molecular function (GO): histone H4 acetyltransferase activity
Source: RefSeq, a predicted model, not a curated record